Molecule: messenger RNA, 243 nt
Organism: Sphenostylis stenocarpa
Lineage: Eukaryota; Viridiplantae; Streptophyta; Magnoliopsida; Fabales; Fabaceae
Source: the annotation of a GenBank genome assembly
AUGCAGAAAUCGUACACUUCAACACCUACUACCAAUCUCAACUCUCAACCGCUGGAGCACUGUGUUUCGUUCAUGAAUCGCAUUUCCGAAUCAUUUGCUGUGAUCAUCAUCUUUGUUUCUCCCCUGGAGUCGGAGAGUAUUAGGGUUGUAAUGAUUACUGUGGCAAUUGGUACCUCCCAAUAUCACGGUGCCAUAAUAAUGCAUCCAUUUGGGGUUUAUAAUAUUCACGUAAUUAAUGAGUAA